UGAAACCCUUUUACAUAUUUUCAACGUGCGUUUCUGCUUGGGAUCUGUAUAUUUUUAGCGCCGGCGUUUUUGCGGCCCUCCAGUUUUCGUGCCCCCCGUUUCUAACAAUUUGCUACCUUCCUUCCGCUCCGCCGUUUCUGGGAUUUUUCGGCUCUAGAUUCAGUUUAAUCCCUUCUCUUCAAGGCGUUUCUUUGAUUCUGCAACCUCUCUCCUGGUGAUGAACCCCUGAGGUCCUCUCGAAUUCUCGAUCCCCUCCUGCCUAUUUUUCCCCGUUGCGUCAUUUUCAUUCAUCAUGAGCAGAUAAACAAAUAAUCCUCUACUUUUUUUAUCCAUCUGUAAUUCUUUAUUAUCAAUUCGUCCCUACCAUGCUGUUAUUGCUGUCCGAUUAUCGCAAUUUCGUGCUGUUCACUAUGUUAAAGUUGUCGAUUCAAAGGCGAUGAACUGUUCGACGAUGGCUCUCCAGCAGAUGCCGUGUGCACUUGAAGUAACUGACAGAAGGCCACAGAGCUUAUCAGAUACUCAGUGUGACAGAUUGGGCGAUCAUAUUAGUAAUAGUAGCUUUUCAAAGUUUAGCUCUACCAAGGGCCACACUAUACAGAAGCCUGAGAAAAGGGACAUCACAUUUGCAACGCUUUCCCCUAGGUGCAAUUCAGAUUGGAAAUUGGUUCCCUUUCUUUCUGACAUACAAGACAUCAACAAGAGAAGCUAUUUCACAUCAGGAACUGCUGGCACAGAGAGCUUUCAGUUCCCUUGGCCAAUAAUAUUUUACUGGUUAGACUAUCCAAAUGAAAAGAACAUGCACGAUCAGAUUGAUCAUUCUAAAACAUUUUCCAGUGGAAGCCCACCACCAGGAAUCACCUUAAAACAGUGUCAGCAUAGGAGAAAAAUCAAGAAACCAUCGACCGUAUUACCUCCCUGCAAUGUGCUUGUAAAUAAUUCUUCCAAGUCUGUUGCUGCUCCUGUAAGAUCUGAUUCUGAUAUUCUGCAUGAUGAUGGUAAGGCUCCAAGAAAGAACCCUAAAAAGAAAAGAAACAACAAGAAAGGAAAACACUUCAGGCGAGGAGCCUGCAAAAGGCUUAAUUUGUCAUCAGAAAUCCAUUGUGAAGAGAACAUUGAUGCUGCUUCUCCUGUUGAGGUUCUUACUGAUUUGCUGGUUGAUAAAUUGUCAGAAACCUCAUCCUCUGCUGGCUCAUUGGUUAAAGAAGCCCAUUUUGGCGAAGAUAAUGGUGGGAAGAACAAUGAAUACGUGGAAUGUCGAACUAAAUUGAACCCAUCUACACUAGGAAGUGCUGAUAUGGAUGGCUCUGGAUGUACAGGUUCAUCUACAAAGACAGUAGGCGAUAUAUUUAGCUGCAAGGGUGUUAAAUACUUGAUUGAUGGAUCAAACAAUUCUGAUAAUUCAGAAUUCCUUGGAUCCACUUUCACUGAAGAUGGCUGUCCUUCCAUGGGGAAACAAAGCAGCAAUUACGAGAAAUCACUGUGUGCGUGUGUUUGUAACUCUAAUGAUGCAACAAUAUAUUCGAUGUUUAACAAGUUGGAAAGGGACAACACUGUGAACUGCAGUGCCAACAAUGAGGUGAGUGAUUCAUGCCAUCCAAUAGGGGCUCAUUUAAGCGCAAGUCCUGCUGAAGAUUCAAAUGGUUCCUUUGGAAGCAGCUCAUGCUGCUCAAAGGAUGUUGCUGAUAGCAGUAGUCAUACUGAAAGAGUAAAGUGCAGCAGUGAAGCGUGCAGCAGCAAGACUUCCCUUCCAGUUGUUCCUGGGAGAAGUAGAAAAAAAUCAAGAAAAACAUCUAACUAUGGUUAUUUGACUGCAACUAGUGGAAUACUAGGCACUAAUAAGAACAAGCACAGUGGUAAAUACAGUUCAACUUCAGUGUGGCAAAAGGUAGAAAAACUUAAUGUGGAGAAUACAUGUAAAGCAGUAUGUAUGGUUGAUUCAGGUAUUCAAAACAAGAAUGCAUUCGAAAACAUUAGCAAGGGCACACAACAUAGUCUAACAAGGUCAAUGACAACACAUAAUCAGAGCAGAAAAAUGUGUAAUCAGCCUUCACCAGACGAGAGAAUUGAAAUGGAGCAUGCCAAAGAAAAUGAUGCACUAAACUCAUAUCAAGAAUUUUCCAGAUACAAGCACAAGAAACAAACACCAUUUCUAUACCAGCAAACAGGUUUAUCUUCUAACCAGGGUAUUCAGCCAUCAGUAAGCUACCAUGAUCCUAAGAAUGGUAUCGCCAUGGUGCCAAAGAAUCACUUCCAACAGAAAAAUGGAUUGCCUAUGAUGCAGCUAAUACAUGACAAGGACUCCAGUGUUGCUACCGGAGUGAGCAGCAACUGCCCAGCUGAGGGAAAUGGGAGCUCACAAUCUGGUGUUGAGAAAAAAGCAGCACUCGCAUCUUGCAACAUGAAUUAUUAUUGUGCCCCACAAGCUACAUAUAAGGAAACAUGUAAAUCAACCAUUCAAGAGGAUCCUCAUUCUUCCUCAACCGAAAAUGAGGCCAUAUCCACAAAUUCAAAUUCCAGGAACAUGUGUGUGGAUCCUUGCCCUGCAGAAAGGGAAGAAAAUUGCCAUGUGAAGUUGACAACAGAGAAUACUCCUAAACAAUUCGGUACCUUGUAUUCUGCUUCUGGAAAAUGUUGCAAGUUAUAUUCUGCUGCUGCACAUGUUUCACAGAAAUGGGUUGCUGUCUCGAAUAAAAAUAUAGUCCAAUUCAAUGGUUCAGAGACUUCUGUUGAUGCCUCGGUUCUAACUAAUGGUAUUCCUGUUUCUGCUAACUUUGAUGUUGGAGCCAAUAUUCCUAAUUUUCCUGCAUCAGCUGACAACGGAAUCAACAAGUUGGCUUCUGAGAUAUCUGAUAUACUGAACUCGUCCGAACAUCUUGAUUUGAGAUGCCAACCAUGUACUGAUACUAGUACUGAUUUCAAGAAGAUAAGACAAGCCGUUUGUGACGCUCACAUGGCGCAACAGAGAGUGGAAAAUGUCCAAGUUAUCUUUGGCAGGCCUCUUGCUGAUUUUGAGCGAUUUAUUUGCUCUGCUUCCCCGGUUCUGUACUGCAGCACUUGCCCUGCUGGCAAAGACUUCUGCUCACAGGAAUGGAUAAAAGAUGGCAUGUGCUUUCAUCAGAGUACCAAUAUCACUCUAAGUAGAAUUUGGCAGUGGUAUGAAGAACCUUGCUGCUAUGGUCUGGAAGUAAAGGCUCAAGAUUUUUGUAGAUCGAAAGGCUUGUGGAAUAGUCGUGAUCAGUUCACCACCUAUUUUGUGCCAUAUUUAUCUGCGGUUCAAUUGUUUGGGCAAGCUAAGAGAGCUAGCACUAGAAGGGUUGACAAGGAAGCAGCUGGUAUGGAUGUUACAUCUAAAAUAUCUCCAUGUAUGAGUUCUCUCCCUAUCUUAGCGAAGCUUCUGCCACAGCAAUUGCAUGAAACAAGUAGCCCAUCUGAUUUGCAUACUAAAUGUGAUCAGCAUGGAGAGCUCAUAUUUGAAUUUUUUGAAUCUGAACCACCAUUUUCGCGACGGCAGUUGUUUGAGAAGAUAAAUGAGCUGAUUAGUGGUGUCAAACCGUCAAACUGCCAAAUAUCAGGAGAUCCAAAGAGUUUGGAGCUCAGCCUGCGUGAUCUUCAUCCCACCUCUUGGUAUUGUGUUGCAUGGUAUCCCAUAUACCGUAUACCUGAUGGUAAAUUUCAGGCAGCGUUCUUAACAUACCAUUCUCUUGGGCACUGGAUUCUGGAGGGCACAUCAGAGCAGGCUGGUCACACUCGUGCAGUUUUGCCAGUCAUAGGGCUUCAGUCUUACAAUGACAAGGGGGAAUGGUGGUUUGAGGUGAGUAGAUCCAGUGCUGAAGAAGCAGAGUGGACAGAAGAAGAGUCAGCGUGGAGUGAAGCAUCCCAGGCUGUGAAAGAGCGAGUGCGCACGCUGAAUGAAGCCGCAGGAGUGAUGUCAAGCGCAAAUGUGGUCAAGGAGCAGGGCAUGUGUAGAAACAGACAUCCAGAUUAUGGCUUCUUCUUGUCUCGGCAACCUCGACGCUGAUUCAGGAGCUAUGUCUUACUAGGUUUGUGUACAUAUGUGUGCAAUUAGCAGGGUAGCCUGCCUGCCUGCCUUUUCUUAACAUGAUGUACGUAGGAGCUUCUCUUGUCUUGUCUUGUAGUAGUUGUAAGCAAGCGUGGUGUGGACAUCAUCACGCAGGGCAUAAUGUCAAUGAUAUAACAUAAUUAAAUGUGGAGGUGAUCAAUGAUAAGAAGACGAGACAGAACCUUUA
This is a messenger RNA of Oryza brachyantha (malo sina), 4247 nucleotides long. RefSeq lists its product as uncharacterized. The record is from RefSeq and is a predicted model, not a curated record. The coding region runs from base 437 to 4018 and encodes 1193 amino acids. NCBI's taxonomy places the organism in Eukaryota, Viridiplantae, Streptophyta, Magnoliopsida, Poales, Poaceae. The transcript has 7 exons.